UUGUGACGCACUGGGGUUCGGCGGCAGACGGUGAUGGCGGACUGCCGAGCGCCGAGUCCUCGCUGGUUCUUCACCCGGGAGCAGCUGGAGAACAGCCCGUCGAGGCGCUGCGGGAUGGAGGCCGACAAGGAGCUGUCGUAUCGGCAGCAAGCUGCCAAUCUCGUCCAGGACAUGGGGCAGCGCCUCAACGUAUCCCAGCUCACCAUCAACACUGCCAUUGUUUACAUGCACCGCUUCUAUAUGCAUCAUUCUUUUACCAAAUACAACAGAAAUAUAAUCUCUCCUACUGCAUUGUUCCUGGCUGCUAAAGUGGAGGAACAGCCUCGUAAACUUGAACAUGUCAUUAAAGUAUGUCAUGCUUGUCUUAAUCCAGUCGAUCCACUGCUGGAUGCAAAAAGCGAUGCUUACCUACAGCAAGCUCAAGAGCUGGUUAUACUUGAAACUGUCCUGCUGCAGACCUUAGGCUUCGAGAUCACUAUUGAACAUCCCCACACAGAUGUCGUUAAGUGCACCCAAUUAGUGAGAGCAAGCAAGGACUUGGCACAGACCUCCUAUUUCAUGGCUACCAACAGUCUGCACCUCACAACUUUCUGCCUUCAGUACAAGCCCACGGUAAUCGCCUGUGUGUGCAUCCACCUGGCCUGCAAGUGGUCCAACUGGGAGAUACCUGUAUCUACAGAUGGGAAGCAUUGGUGGGAGUAUGUGGACCAGACGGUGACACUGGAAUUGCUGGAUGAACUGACGCAUGAAUUUCUGCAAAUUCUUGAGAAGACACCCAACCGGUUGAAGAAGAUUCGAAACUGGAGGGCCAGUCAGGCGGCUACAAGAAAACCCAAGUCUGAUGGUCAACUCGACAGUGCUCUGCUUAAUUCGUCACUUGCCCCGAACUCCAUUUUGGUGGACCCCGUAGCUGGUAUUGCCACAGGCGCCAGUUUUCCAAAGGCAUCCACGUCUGUGUUUCCUGCACCGGUAGCUCUGAACUCAGGAAGCAUGCCAAUUCAGGCGGCCCAUAACACGGAGGAACUGGCCUUAUUGGGAAUGCCUGGUACAUCCUAUACAAUGGCAUCUCAUCACGAAUGGCCUCAGCAUCCGGAUCAGCCUAGGACAGACCAAGUGUAUGGCCAGAAAACGGAUAGUUCUCUCCCAUCUGCUCAGUAUAACCUGACUGCUGUUCAACUCCACCCUGGCUUACAUCAUCGCUCCGAAAAGGUUUCCGAGCACUCGGCUAAGCUGGAGCAUGCUCAUAAGUCAUCUGGCGGCAAACACUAUGGACAAAUUUAUGCUCCUCCAGUAACUAUGUCUCAUAAAAUGUCUUUGGACAAGUACCGGGAAAAACGCAAACUUGAAACUGUCGAUAUAGAUAUUAGAGAUCAAAUUCUGACAGUUCACGCGGACCAACAGCAGCAACAUAAAAAACAUAGCCAAGCCUCCGGCAGCAGCUCUGUGACGUCUCCCAUCAAAAUGAAAAUUCCACUUUCCAGUAGUGAAAAGACAGAAAAACAUUCUUCCGAGAAGAAAGAUAAGAGCGGUUCCCUGAAGCUGCGCAUACCCAUCCCGCCCACGGAGAGAACCUCCAGCAAAGAUGACUUGAAAAUGAAAAUUAAGGUCUCUUCCGGGGAGAGACACAGCUCAUCGGACGAGGGCAGCGGAAAGAGCAAGCACUCGAGUCCGCACAUGAGCAAAGAACACAAGGACAAGCACAAUUCUUCCAGCCGGCACCACGGUAGCAGCCACAAGCAUUCACAUUCACACUACAGCAGUGCGAGCAGCAACAACAACAGCAAUAAGCUUAGUAUGGACGGACUGCCUACAACUGUUUUACGGAGUCCCGUUGGUGUGCCCAACGAUGGUGGUACCUCGAGCUCCAGCUCUUCAAGAAAGAGGCCGCAUUCCAAUGACGCCUCUUACAACCACCACCCCAAAAUGAGCAAAAGUUCCAAAAGUUCAGGUACUAGUUCUUCCUCUGUUAAGCAGUAUAUAUCCUCUCACAACACUGUUCUUAACCAUCCCUUACUCCCUCCUCCCCCUGUCACAUACCAGGUGGGCUACGGGCAUCUCAGCACCCUCGUGAAACUGGACAAGAAGGCAGUGGAGAGCAACGGCCCUGAUACCAGUCACGAGUACGGUGCAAACAGCCAGCACAUGGACUACAAAGAUACUUUAGACAUGCUCGAUUCGCUGUUAAGCGCCCAAGGAAUGAACAUGUGAUUAGCGCUCUUAAUUUUAACCCCCCCUCCCGCCAUUUAAUGUGUAUAUAUAUUAUAUAUUUUUUAAUUUAAAACAAAAAAAAAAGUUAGUAUGGAAAAACUUCCUUAUCUAACUGGUGGUGACACCCGUGGCCACAGUUUCAAUACAUUUAUAAGUGCUGCUUUUAUCCCUCGCUCUGAAAAAGAAGAGGUCUAGUGAAAUGUCUCUCUCCACAUACAAUAGUGUUAUGAAAAAAAUACUGUAAAUCGCAUGGAAGGUGCAAAAUCUCAGUAUUUCUACCAUUCUAUGAACAGAAGAACGGAUGUUUGUUUCAAAACUUGUAGAUUGCUUCAAGCCUUGUCUGAUCGGCCUUGCAAGAGGCGCAGCCAGAGGUCGUUUGACGCUUAGGUUUUCCUGGACGAGUGUAAAUCUUAUUUCAGAAUUUUUUUAUUUUUUUUCCUUUGUAUAUUUAAACUGUAUGUAUGAUAUGCAUGUCUCAUAGAUAAAGGGAUGAAAACGGAUUCUACAGACAACUGUUUACAAUGACGGUGGAGAAGAAAAUGUACAUACAUUUUUGUAUGUUUAGAUAUAACCAUACAAUACUCAGGUUUGGAGCUGCUCGUAAGAAUAACAAUAUACAGAUUAACUUUAUUUUAUCUUUUGGCAAAAGUCCAUCGAUCUACUAAACGAAAGCAAAAGAUGGCUUUGUCGACGUCUCCUAAAAAUCCUUUCUGUGCUACAGCGGUCUGCACGCGGUGUUGCCGGGCUUUGUCGCACUAGAAACUGUAGGCCUUAAUGGGGAUCAGCAGAAAAAAAAGACAAACAAACCACUAAAAGAGGAAAUUUUAUGGUGGACCGGGGGAGGCAGCAGUCCCCUGUACCAGUCACUAGAAUGGCAAUAGAAGGGGGAAUUCUGUGCCUCACACUUUCAUUUGGUGACCGCCUGCCCCCCCUCCCCCCCAUGCGUUUGGUCCUCAGGGUUGCGAAGGUAAUGCGAAAGUAAAAAAAAAAAGAUAAAAA
Bufo bufo (common toad) is the source of this 3207-nucleotide messenger RNA. RefSeq names its product cyclin T2 (gene CCNT2). Gene Ontology annotation, molecular function: cyclin-dependent protein serine/threonine kinase activator activity. Gene Ontology annotation, cellular component: cyclin/CDK positive transcription elongation factor complex; nucleus. The record is from RefSeq and is a predicted model, not a curated record. Gene Ontology annotation, biological process: regulation of transcription by RNA polymerase II; positive regulation of DNA-templated transcription, elongation. Bases 34 to 2208 code for a protein of 724 amino acids. NCBI's taxonomy places the organism in Eukaryota, Metazoa, Chordata, Amphibia, Anura, Bufonidae. The transcript has 9 exons.